This is a messenger RNA of Cryptomeria japonica (Japanese cedar), 1537 nucleotides long. RefSeq names its product probable aquaporin PIP1-4. NCBI's taxonomy places the organism in Eukaryota, Viridiplantae, Streptophyta, Pinopsida, Cupressales, Cupressaceae. The record is from RefSeq and is a predicted model, not a curated record. Gene Ontology annotation, biological process: transmembrane transport; response to water deprivation. Gene Ontology annotation, molecular function: water channel activity. Gene Ontology annotation, cellular component: vacuole; plasma membrane; plasmodesma. The coding region runs from base 246 to 1109 and encodes 287 amino acids. The transcript is spliced from 4 exons.
GGGAAGCUAAAGUCGUGGAGUGAGCAGAGUUGGUAAGAUGUGGGCCAUUAGUUCUGUAGACUGGCCGACCAUGCCUUGCUGGCCAUUAUCAUUUAUCAUCAUGUCCUUGGCAAUCAGCAUCAACCAUUCAUCAGUUAUCUCUUUUAAGUAGUGGUGUUGCCUCAGCUAUUCAAUUCAGGCAUAUUUCAUUUUGCAAUUACAGUUGCAGGGUUUGUGUAGGCACCAAAGAGAAAAAGAGAGUAGAAAUGGAAGGAAAGGAGGAAGAUGUUAAGCUUGGAGCAAACAAGUACUCGGAGAGGCAGCCACUGGGAACGUCCGCCCAGACUAGGGAAAAGGACUACACAGAACCAGGGCCUGCACCCCUGUUUGAGCCAGGGGAGUUCAAGUCAUGGUCUUUCUGGAGAGCAGGAAUUGCAGAGUUCAUGGCAACUUUCCUCUUCCUCUACAUCACCAUCCUCACUGUCAUGGGUGUGAAAAGAUCAAAUGAUACGUGUUCAACUGUGGGAAUCCAGGGCAUCGCCUGGGCAUUCGGAGGAAUGAUCUUUGCUCUUGUUUACUGCACAGCUGGAAUUUCAGGUGGGCACAUUAAUCCGGCUGUGACUUUUGGGCUCUUCCUGGCGAGGAAGCUGUCACUGCCACGAGCUGUGUUCUACAUGAUAUGCCAGUGCUUGGGCGCCAUCUGUGGAGCAGGAGUGGUGAAGGGCUUCGAGGGCCACCACAACUAUGAAAUGCUCGGAGGCGGUGCCAAUUCGGUAGCUCAUGGCUACACCAAGGGUGACGGUUUGGGUGCUGAGAUUGUGGGCACCUUUGUUCUUGUCUACACUGUUUUCUCUGCCACUGAUGCCAAACGAAGCGCCAGGGAUUCCCAUGUUCCGCUUUUGGCACCCCUACCAAUUGGGUUCGCUGUUUUCCUGGUCCACUUGGCCACAAUUCCCAUCACAGGAACAGGCAUCAACCCUGCUCGGAGCCUUGGAGCUGCUAUUAUUUUCAACAAGGAUCACGCCUGGGAUGACCAGUGGGUUUUCUGGGUUGGUCCCUUCAUUGGCGCUGGACUUGCAGCAAUCUACCACCAGAUGAUCAUUCGAGCUAUCCCAUUCAAACGCUCUUAGAAAUGUUUAUAUCAGCAGGGGGCCUGUAGAUAAAAUGGCUGAGCUACCCUGUUUGGGUCUGAAGAUUGGGAUUUUGAUUAUUUCUGGAAUCGGUCACUACCGUGCUUAAGUUUUCCUCCACCUGUUGUCCAUCAUAGGUUGUCCAUCACAGGCGCUAGCGAAUUGAAGGAUUCGCACGUUUAGUUAAUGUUGUGCAUUAUUAGCAUGAGUGUAAUCUUCUAUCGUGUAAAAUAAUGGCUGCCCUUUAGGUAGGCGGUUAUAUUAUGUAAAUUUUGUGGGUUUGUAAUCGAAGUACUGCUCUGGUUAAUAUUUUGUCAAGGUCCUGGGGUAAGCAUUAGGUAUUCACACUCCAUAUUUUAAUAAAUAUAGAGUUUUUGUUGUAAACUAUGUGCGGAUUUUAAUAUUAUUGUUAUUUUAAUUUUUAAGAA